This is a messenger RNA of Microthlaspi erraticum, 1098 nucleotides long. The record is from the annotation of a GenBank genome assembly. NCBI's taxonomy places the organism in Eukaryota, Viridiplantae, Streptophyta, Magnoliopsida, Brassicales, Brassicaceae.
AUGUUUCCGAGAUUCACCUUACUAACAAUUCUUCUCAUUCCAUGUUUUCUUAUUCUUAGUCCUUCUUCUGCCCUCAAGGAAGGAGAAACAUGCAUCGUGAGCAAGAAUUGCGAUCCGGGAUUAAGCUGCGAGUCGUGUCUCGCAAGCGACAACUUCCGACCUAGAUGCUCUCGUAUGCAACCCAUUAACCCCACCUCCAAGAAUGGUGUUAGAGGGUUUAUGCUUGACAUGUACGACUUCCAAAAUGAUGUAUGGCUUUGCCAUUCUUACGGUGGAAAUUGCUUCAACUACACGGCGUACCAACCGGCGGUUAACAUUUUCAAGGAGUUUCAAGUGUAUCUAGAGAAGAACAAGGAUGUGGUUGUGACGCUUAUCCUCGAGGACUACGUAAAAUCUCCUAAUGGUUUAAACAGAGUGUUUGAUGCAUCCGGUUUACGAAAUUUCAUGUUUCCGGUAACAAGUAUGCCCAAGAACGGAGAGGAUUGGCCUACCCUCGAUGACAUGGUAAGCAAGAACCAACGGCUGCUGGUUUUCACGUCAGAUCCUCGUAAAGAAGAGUCCGACGGAAUCGCGUUUAUAUGGAGAUACAUGAUAGAAAAUCAAUACGGGAAUGGAGGGAUGAGAGCAGGAGUGUGUACCAAUAGACCGGAAUCAGCUGCUAUGGGAGAUAAAUCGAGAUCACUUGUUCUUGUCAACUAUUUCCCGGAUACUGGGGAUUUUGUUGGAUCUUGUAAACAGAACUCUGCUCCUCUUCUUGACACGAUCAAGAAAUGUCAAGAAGCCUCGGGACAACGCUGGCCUAACUUCAUAGCAGUCGAUUUCUACAGGAGAAGCGAUGGUGGAGGACCUCCAAAAGCAGUAGAUGUUGCAAACGGUCAUACACUUUGCGGCUGUGACGAUAUAGCCGCUUGUAAGGAGAACAUGCCAUAUGGAACGUGUGAAAAGCAAGAAAAGCCGAAAAUGGAUUCGAAACUCAUGAUGAUUGCUAAACUUACGGCUGAAGCGACCAAAGGCUAUGGUCAUCCAUCUACCAAACCGACCCAACUUGGGCUUUCUGUGUUUGUUGUAACCUUUGUCUUGCUUCUCUUCACUUUUUGA